Messenger RNA from Pocillopora verrucosa, 1950 nucleotides. RefSeq names its product protein kinase C-binding protein NELL1-like. Gene Ontology annotation, molecular function: protein binding. Gene Ontology annotation, biological process: negative regulation of BMP signaling pathway. Lineage: Eukaryota; Metazoa; Cnidaria; Anthozoa; Scleractinia; Pocilloporidae. The record is from RefSeq and is a predicted model, not a curated record. Gene Ontology annotation, cellular component: AMPA glutamate receptor complex.
UAUUGACUCGCCAGACAGAUAAGGAGGGUCAGCAAGACGCAAAUUAAACUUGGAGCAGUUUAUUCAGUUAAAAGAAUUACUUAAACCAAAACACGCGAUGGCAGGACUUCGUGACGUGGUUUUUACAGGAAUCUUUUUGUUUUUCCUCACACAGAGAAUAUCAUCAAAUAGUAAUCUUCCCAAAGAAAUUAAUGUUUUCGAUGCAGUGGGUCUUGGCAGUAAGGUUUUCCCAGGAGUUUCGUCAACAGCUGGACAAAACAACAAGAGUCCGGCAUAUCACUUCACACAAAAAACUGAUCACAUGAUUGCAAGUCAAAACGCAUUUGAAGAGGUUGACAAACUCAUCCACAACAGCAGUGAUUUUAUUGUCUCUGCUUACGCUAAGCUCGGGGCCAAGGAGAUCUACAAAAACCCUAUCGUUUCCAUUAAUUCAAAGGACGGCAAUCAAUUAUACUUCCUAUUGCAGAUCUCAGGGAAUGCACGAGGAUCAGGACUUGAAAUAGUUGUUACAGUGCAGACGAAGGGAGGAUCCCCCAAAAGAUUUGAAGCUUCGAGUAGCAGAUCCUUGGACUACACAACAUGGCACAAGAUAGCGGUUCGAAUCCAGGAAUCCGAAUCCCUGAUGAGAGUGUACGUGGAUGACAGCAUGAUCAACGUGUUUUCCUUUAGAUACACCCCUCAGCCAUACCCUAAAGAUGCACAGCUGCGUCUCGGACAGGUUUUCGAGGUGUACUUAGAAAACACUGGUGAAAUAACCUCACGAUUUAGGGGGGAUCUACAAGAUGUCAAAUUUGUCAGAGGGUCACCCCUUGGCGACUGCUCCAAGAUCGCAAAGUGUCAGUGCACUGAUGUCGUUGGCAAAAAGGACUGUGUAGUUGAUGGAUUGAAAUACGCGGACGGAAACCGCUGGACAAGGGAUAAGUGUAACAUUUGUCACUGCGAGUGGGGCCAGGUGAUUUGCACAUACACAUGCCAAGUCUGUAAGGAUAACGAUCAGACUUACAUGGAGGGCGAGACAUGGAAAUCAAGUAACGAUAGUUGUCAGACCUGCAAAUGUGAGGGUGGUAAGGUCACAUGUUCACCGCCAGUCUGCCCGAAGCCUGACUGCAGUGGAAAGUCAGGGGACGUUGUGACUCUCAAGGGACAGUGCUGUCCAAUUUGUAAAGAGGAUCAGUGUCGCGGUACUGGAAAAGUUUUUAAGUGUGGCUGUGACGCCACCUGUUCAAAUUAUGAUGGCCUCAAAUGCCAAUCAUGUACUCAGGGUUGUUUCUGCCCUGAAGGAAGAGUACUGAAUGGACAGGGAAAAUGUAUGGCAACUGCUCGCUGUGGUUGUUUGCACAAAGGAAAGAGAUACAAGUCAUUGGAGCAGUAUUCCGAUAGUUGCCAAUUCUGUUUAUGCCUCGGUGGGAAAAUGCAUUGUGACAAACAGUGUUAAGUCAUCGUUUGACCAAGGGACCCUUUUCUGAAAAGUCCUUGAUAAAUGUAGUAAGCCUGAUCUUCAUGAAUAUAUUGAUAUGUUAAGACUUAAUCAAAAAUAAAAUAACCAAAAAAAAAAACUAGAGAUUAUUAUCAGCAACAAAGUUCUUGGCCAAAGACAAAAAUUCAUAGCAAAGUGAUUGGAAAUGGAAUUUACCUCAUUCCUUUUUUCGUAAGUUUGUGAAGAAACGUGUAGGAUUGGUUAGUUACGCUCGAGCCUAUUGAAAAUUAGAAAUGAUCGUUUAAUUGAACCAUUUGAGGUCAACUUGACUUCUUUUUCCUAGGAGAUUGUAUUUCAUCGCAUAAAGAAAAAACAUUGCCGUCUUGUAGUAAUAUAAUACCAAGCCUUCAUAAGUACGCUUUGAAUUUACGUAUUACUUCAAUGUACUUUAAUUUAUUGAGAUAUCGUAUAGCCUGUAACAACUGGUUUCAAAGGAAGCCGAAUGUGUGAAAUAAAACAGAUUUUAUACGUUA